AUGGCAGGACUGAAGAUCAAUCUAGACGACCUGGAGAGCGACAAUGACGACUCGGCACAAAUUUCACACGAGGUCCUUCGCCUCGGUGAACUGACGGUCUCCGCGGAGGGACUCACGACGUCGAUGGGCUACAAGUACGGCCUGUCGCCGGACGAUGUCAUUGUGAGUGAGACCGGGUUUUUGGGUCAAGGCAGCAGUGGCUCUGUUCGCCGAGCGACUCACCGCAGGACUGGCGAGGUUCUCGCCCUGAAGGAGAUUAAAAUUACCAGUCAUGCGCAUCUUCAGGAAAUUAGACGAGAGUUGGAAACACUCCACCGUGACGGGAACAACUCGCCGAACCUGGUGGAUUUCUACGGCGCCUUUUGUCACGAGGGUUCCGUGUUUAUUGCGAUGGAGUGCAUGGAUGGAAGUUUGGCCACUGUAAAAAAGCCGGUGCCGAUUGAGGCACUGGCGAGCAUUUCGCGCAGUAUUCUUCUUGGCCUCUGGGACCUUCACGGGAACAGGCACCUCAUCCAUCGCGACCUAAAGCCCAGUAACAUUUUGUUUAGUCGGGAUGGACGCAUCAAAAUAUCGGAUUUUGGCGUGAGCUCCUUUUUGGAGUGCACCCGCGGCGACGCGCAUAGUUUUGUGGGGACGCUGACGCACAUGAGUCCCGAACGUCUGAAAGGGGAGUCAUACUCGUUCGCGGCAGAUGUAUGGUCAUUUGGACUUGUUGUUGCUGAGCUUGCACUAGGCCGGUGUCCGUUCAUUGAUAAAUUGACGCGGUCCAAGAGUUCAACGGAGGCCGGGUUCUGGGUAUUGCUGCAGCAUCUAAAUAGCGAUCGGCCAGUUAUCACCUUGCCACAAACAAUGGACCCAUCACUAGCCGAUUUUAUAUCAAUGUGUAUUCAGAAAGAUCCCCAAAGUCGACCUACGUGUAAAGAAUUGUUGCGGCAUUCAUUUAUUAUCAAGGGAAGCGAAUGUGACGACAAACAUGUGAUUAGGGAGUGGCUUUUGGCGAUGCCUAUGCAGGCAGAACCUUCUCCCUCCACAGGGGAAUGUGGGCAAUCCCUGGUGCCUCCGGCUGGACCUAGUGCAUCGCUAAACCUUGACGACGAGCUGAGCAGGUUGGUUCGCUGA
Messenger RNA from Trypanosoma cruzi, 1119 nucleotides. RefSeq names its product protein kinase, putative. The transcript has a single exon. Gene Ontology annotation, biological process: protein phosphorylation; MAPK cascade. Gene Ontology annotation, molecular function: ATP binding; MAP kinase kinase activity. The coding region runs from base 1 to 1119 and encodes 372 amino acids. NCBI's taxonomy places the organism in Eukaryota, Euglenozoa, Kinetoplastea, Trypanosomatida, Trypanosomatidae. The record is from RefSeq and is a predicted model, not a curated record.